AUGCACCUGCUGCUUGGCAUCCAGUUUGCUACAGUUGCAAGUCCCUCGGCGCGCUUUGUUUUUGUUUAUGCUGGGCAGGCACAAGCUGACAAUGCUCCAUCAUGUCCAGCGUACGUGCGGCCAAACAAAUUACAGGGGCACUGCGUCACCUGCAGGAAUUUCCAAGCCACAUUGUCAAAUGCCAUCAAAAGUUGUUGGACAUGUCGUAACAUUAAUUUGACAUUUUACUGCAUUGCACGUGGGCCAAAAUGGGGUUGGUAA
Drosophila grimshawi is the source of this 261-nucleotide messenger RNA. RefSeq lists its product as uncharacterized. Lineage: Eukaryota; Metazoa; Arthropoda; Insecta; Diptera; Drosophilidae. The record is from RefSeq and is a predicted model, not a curated record.